GGGCGAGGCCGCCGACGCGGUGGAGGUCUUGCAGGUGGCCCUGCUGCCGCCCGGCCUCUGCUCCCUCGCCUGGUGCGGCGACUGCGCGCCGACGACGCCCUUCCGCUUCGCGGCCUGCUCCCCGACCAGGCUGUAUGCCCCCCCAGCCUGACGACCGCCUCCGCCGCGUGGACGGUGGACGACGAGUUUGCUGCCCCCCCCCGCCUCAACCAGGACGCGGGUGACCCGCUGGGCGCUGGGGUCGCAUGGGUCGGCGGCCAGGGGCAGCUGAUCGCCUACGCAGGCGGGCCCGCGGCGAGCGCGGUGGACGCCGAGACGGGGGCGCGGGUCUGGGGCUUCUCGGCGCAGCCGCCGGGCGGCGCUGGCAGCCUGGCCUCCGAGCGGGAGCCGUUGGCCGCCGCGUCGCUGGCGGCCGCUGGGGCGAGCACGGUGGUGGUGGGGUGGGCGCAGCAGGACCGGCCCGGCGGCACCGUCCGGCUGCUGGACCUGCGGGCUCCGGGCACCGCGUCGGCGCAGGGGAGGGCGAUCGCCGAGGGCGUCGAGGGGGUGCACGGGCUGUGCUGCUCCCCGCUCGAGGAGCACCUGGCCGCGUCCUACGGUUAUGCAGAUGGCAGGGAGGACGCUUGCCAGGUGUUCGUGUGGGACCUGCGCUACCGGGGCGCCCCGCCGUUGCCAGUGUUCCGCCUGCACUCGCAUGACCCCGGCAGCGGCCCGUGUGGGCGCCCUGCGUUGGAACUGAGUGGCCGGAUGGCCACGCUGGAGUGGAGCCCGGCGAAGCGCGACACGCUGCUGGCAGUCUCUCUGCCCGGCGGUGGUGGAGCGGUCGCCUGCAGGCCGCAGGGGUGGGAGCACGGAUGCACCGUGGGUCGGAUGAGGUAGGAAAGAGCACAGACAUGAUAACCG
Molecule: messenger RNA, 903 nt
Organism: Prorocentrum cordatum
Lineage: Eukaryota; Dinophyceae; Prorocentrales; Prorocentraceae
Source: the annotation of a GenBank genome assembly